GGGUGUGUGAGUGACGCUUGGCUUCUGCAGUCCUAAGCAAGGAGAUUUGCUAGUUUUAUAGAAACUUACAGUAACUUUAGACAAUCCCUAAAGAAAGGCCCGGCGAUAAACUUCUAAUUCUACAGCAGCAUGAAGAUCUUCGCCUGCGUCAUCUUGCUCUUUGUCUCAGCUGUGAGCUGGGAAACAGACCGGACAUUGGAGGGUUCUGUAGGAGGAGCUGUGGACAUCUUGUGUAAAUAUCUUACUGACCCUGAAUCAGUGUUUCUGACGAAAAUGAACCUUAGUAAGAAUGUCACCAUCAUUGAGUCCACACAGAAAGAUCAGACAGUUAUCAGAGGGAGAAUCUCACUGUAUCAUGACUCAGCAAACAGAUUCAUUACUGUGGCCAUAAAAAAUCUGAGCAGAGAGGAUGCUGGGAUUUACAGAUGUGGAACUACUAAUUAUGACGGAAAUCCUAGUUACACAAAAAUCAACCUGAAGGUGAAACAUGCUCCUCCCACCUCCAAAUCUCAACUGACUACAGGAAGUACAUCAGCACACAGCACCCCUACAGGUAAGUGUAGGAAGUACAUCAGCUCACAGCACCCCUACAGGUAGGGGUAGGAAGUACAUCAGCACACAGCACCCCUACAGGUAGGUGUAGGAAGUACAUCAGCACACAGCACCCCUACAGGUAGGUGUAGGAAGUACAUCAGCACACAUCACCCCUA
Clupea harengus (Atlantic herring) is the source of this 710-nucleotide messenger RNA. RefSeq names its product CMRF35-like molecule 5. The record is from RefSeq and is a predicted model, not a curated record. The transcript is spliced from 3 exons. Bases 130 to 597 code for a protein of 155 amino acids. NCBI's taxonomy places the organism in Eukaryota, Metazoa, Chordata, Actinopteri, Clupeiformes, Clupeidae.